GGCUAGUGGAGGCUGAUUCGCCCAAGAAUACAAACAAGCCGCCGGACAUAGUGGAAUCGGUUGAACAUGCGAAAAGCCGCUUGUUUAUGAAUUAACAUAAAUUCAGCCUCCAUGAAUGCGUGCUUUUAUUUCCUCUCUCCUUUGGAAGUGCCAGUAUAUACUUGCGCAUGAACUGGGAUACAACAUCCAGCACGCGUGACCAAUAGCUAAUCCUACAAUAGGAAACGCACAGUAACACUCCAGUAUGGCGGACAGUAUGAUGAGCAAAGCAGCCACUAUGGAGAUUCCUAUUAACAGUAAUGGGGACUCUAGAAACCUGGCAGAAGAUGACAGCCUGGAACAGGCUGCAAAGAUUCAGUGGAGCUUAAGAGAGAAGGUAGGGAGUCCUGCAGGCCUCAGGGACUUACAACAGGUCAUGGUGUCUGGGCCCAACCUAAAUGAGACCAGCAUCGUAUCAGGUGGUUAUGGAGGUACAACAGAAGGCAUCAUUCCGACCAGCUCCAUCAAAGGUCCUGCGCUCCAUAUUAACACUGACUUUUUGGGCAACAGACGCAUUCCAAAUGAUGGGCAAGGGUCCAACAUGCAUCACGCCAGUAGCAAUUCCUCCAUGACAGCAGAAGAAGCCACAAGAGGUGUUGCUGUGGAGAAAUUCGACAUUAUGAAGAAAUGGGGCCUGAACACAUACAAGUGCACCAAACAGAUGAUCUCUGAGAGGUUUGGCCGUGGCUCGCGUACUGUGGAUUUGGAGCUGGAGGCUCAGAUCGAGGUUCUGCGGGAAACCAAGAGGAAGUACGAGAAUGUGCUGCGUUUAGCGCGAGCGCUAACCAACCACUUUUACAGCAUGGUACAGACGCAGCAUGCCCUCGGAGACACUUUUGCAGACCUCAGUCAGAAGUCUCCAGAACUUCGGGAUGAGUUUGGAUACAAUGCAGAAACACAGAAGUUGUUGUGCAAGAAUGGAGAGACUCUGCUCGGUGCCAUCAACUUCUUUGUGUCCAGCAUCAACACGCUGGUGAACAAAACAAUGGAAGACACGUUGAUGACUAUCAAGAUGUAUGAGAAUGCCAGGCUAGAGUUCGAUGCAUACAGGGCGGAUCUGGAAGAGUUGAACAUGGGCCCGCGGGACGCUGUUACUAUGGCUCGUAUCGAGACUGCUCAGCAGCAGUACCAGAUCCACAAGGACAAAUAUGAACGUCUCCGCAGUGAUGUUAGCAUCAAGAUCAAGUUCCUGGAAGAAAACAAGGUCAAAGUGAUGCACAAGCAACUUCUGCUGUUCCAUAAUGCCAUCUCUGCCUACUUUGCUGGAAACCAACAACAGCUGGAACAGACCCUCAAGCAGUUCAACAUUAAACUCAAACCACCAGGGGCCGACAAACCUUCUUGGCUGGAGGAACAGUGAAAGUGCCCAUUUACCCCUGGUUUCCUGUUAUAUGUCUUUAACCACACAGAGCAACACAGUAGGACCACAAGAGACCAGCGUUCUGAGAUGCUUGCAGAGAAGGGCUACAACAAAGCCUCCUUAACAUUAACUCUUUCUAUACUUCUCUUCCUUGAUUCUUCUCCUCCUCCUCCUCCUCCUCCUCAACCUGUCCUUGCUCUGAGACUAGUCACCUCUAGUAUGUAACCGCCGGUCCUAAAGGCUCCAAUCAAAUAUCAAAAGUAUCAGUUGAAGCUUCAUCCCUAUAAAUAUCAUUAAACCGACUGAAACAAUCCUUCAGAUGUGUAAGUCAGAACAGCUGUUUUAUCCAGAUUACUCUCAGUCUUACUCACACUCUCUCUCUCUCUGUCAGUGACCACAUCUUUAGGAACUCUUUCCCUUUGUUAUUUUUUUGUGAAAAGGGUUUUAUUUUACUACUACGAUCUUUUUUUUUUUUCUUUAUUGUAGAUUUAGUCUCAUAGCUAAUGGGGGAUGCAAAUUAUUCCUAUUACAGAGCUUUCAGUGUCGGUGGUUCUAACAAAAAGUAAUUUUAUUUUGAUAUAAAUCAGAUAUAGUUUUAUCUGAUGUUGGUAUUGCAUCCUUGUACGUUUGUAUGUUUACUAGGCCAUGAGAGUACUGUUGAGUCAAUCCUUGUCCAGUUGUUUCUCUUUAAAAUGCUUUGAAUACAUGAAAUACUGCAGUUAAUAUCUUAAAAUGAGUUAUUCAUUUUAAGUUAUUUAACCUUAAAUUAAUAAUACUGAAAUCUGUAAUGGACCGAAUUUCAUCUGGUGCACGUUUUAGUUCUGGAAGACUAAUCUAAAAAUCAAAGUUGCAGCUUUGAAUUUAUGAAGCAUGAUUGUUUUCUCUACAGGAGAGGAGUUUUUUGUUUUGUUUUGUUUUUUGCAGUUUGAUUUAUUUUGACAAUUAUAUUUUAUUGUCGUAUCAUGUACCAAUGCAUAAAGCUGUAGAAUGUUUGUAGGUUUAUGUUUCAUUAAGUUAAUAAUCAUAAGUUAAUCAAGGAAGUGUAUGUAUGAGUUAUAUUUGAUUGUUUUAACAUGGGCCAUUUAUUGAGACCCACCAUUAUCUGCCUCUUUAUCUACCAAAAUGUGCACUAGAGUUUAUGUACUGACCUGUGUUCUGUUAACAUCAGCAAAGCCCUAAUAUUCACCCAAUUUGCAUUCAAAUUGCAACUGGUUCUGAUGCACCCUGUGUUUAUUGCCUUUAUCUGCCUUGGUUAAAAAAGGCAGUUUUCCACAAUUAAAUAUUUAUAUACUCAUUAAUAUCACAGUAACACUUUUUCUUUCUGUGUCAUAGUAGUGCUAAUGUAUUAUUCCAUUAACCCUCACAAUUUUCACAAAAAUAUAGUACACAUUUUUUUUUUGUAAUAAUUUAACAGCAUAUUUCAAAAUAUAUAUUUUUUUGUAUGCAUUUUUAUUUGUGAUGAGAUGGUAUAAUCAGAUGAGUCUUACUGGGUUUUUGCCUUUUUUUUUUUUUUUUUCAGCGUGCUUAAAAUACACUUGGAAAUGUUAAUUUUGCUUAAAACAGACUCAGUGCAGUGAUAAUGGAGUUGAAGUGCAGACUGUCAGAUUAUAGUUUAUGUCAGUCUAGUUUUAUUUACUAGUAUUUUCAAUUACGUAAGCCUGAAAUAAUGACUAUGAUCUAAUGUUCACUACUUUUGAACAUUGCACUAAAUCUUUCUAAGCUUGAGAUGAAGCAAUACUGAAGAUGUUUCUAGAAAGUGUAUUUUCAUGUAUGCCUACAUUGGAUGUCCCUUGUGUGUUUCUGCAUGGCAGGUCUGAUGAUAUUAGUUGUACAUUUUCAUGCAUUGUGAUUCAAUCCUGUUCAAUGUACCAGUAAAACACUACAUGGGUAGUAGUGCGAGACAAUGUUUCUAGGAAAAACAAAACGGAAAGGUUUCUUGUGAAUGUUAAAGAAUGCUUAAUUUAGUUUGGAUGUCAACUAUUUGAAGACUGUACAAUAUCUUUUUUUUUUUAUACCAAGUGUUUUGUUUUAUGUCCUGGCACAUUUGCUGGCAUCAGGGUGCACAGAUGAUAGUGUGUGUGUGAUUAUUUUCAUCUUGAGAGCUGGAGAAAAGGGUUCCAUCUUGAGCCCCAAAGACUGAACUGAUUCACAAAGUGAUGGACAUUUGUACCAGACCAAUGGGAUUUUAGAUUUAGACCUCCUGAACACUAAUUCUGGAUUUUUUUUUUU
Labeo rohita (rohu) is the source of this 3628-nucleotide messenger RNA. RefSeq names its product ADP-ribosylation factor interacting protein 2b (gene arfip2b). Lineage: Eukaryota; Metazoa; Chordata; Actinopteri; Cypriniformes; Cyprinidae. The coding region runs from base 245 to 1399 and encodes 384 amino acids. The record is from RefSeq and is a predicted model, not a curated record. Gene Ontology annotation, cellular component: trans-Golgi network membrane. Gene Ontology annotation, molecular function: protein domain specific binding; phospholipid binding. The transcript has 10 exons. Gene Ontology annotation, biological process: regulation of Arp2/3 complex-mediated actin nucleation; intracellular protein transport.